This is a messenger RNA of Balaenoptera musculus (blue whale), 2172 nucleotides long. RefSeq names its product ladinin 1 (gene LAD1). The record is from RefSeq and is a predicted model, not a curated record. The coding region runs from base 312 to 1670 and encodes 452 amino acids. Gene Ontology annotation, molecular function: structural molecule activity. The transcript has 10 exons. NCBI's taxonomy places the organism in Eukaryota, Metazoa, Chordata, Mammalia, Artiodactyla, Balaenopteridae.
UGCAUCGGUGCGGCGGCCCGUCCUGGGCGCGCCUCCGGGCGGCCGAGGCGGGGACCGGGGCGGCUCCUUCUGCGACGCGCCUACCCACAGGCCAAUCGGGGCAGCAGGCGGCGCGCGGCUGCGCGGGACGCAGGCCGGGGGGAUAAGAGGCCAGCCUGGCCAGGCAGUGGACCCUGGAGGAUGAGGCGGAGCAGGAGCGAGAACGGCGGCGGCGACACCGGAGCCUGAGCUCCACCGCGGACGACGAGGUGGCCCGGCCAGCCCGGGACGGAGACCCGGCGGCCCCAGAGAGACUGCCGAGCGUGGAGGAGAUGGAGGUCCCCCCCCGACCACCCCUAGACUCCAGAGGUGAGGACGAGGACGUGUGGGCCAUCCUCAGGGCACGGCAGGAGCGGAGGCAGAGGCAGCGGGAGGUGGAGGUCGCACAGGCCCCCGUCCGGGAGCAGCUGGAGGCAGAGGAGGAGGACGGCGUGGGCACCGGGCAGGCCAGGCAGCCGCCCCUGGUGCCCGAGAAGGAGCUGAAGCUGCUGCCUCGCCGGAGACUGAGCCGGGAGCAGCGGAGCUCCUGGGUCCAGGAGGAGGAGAGCUUGGCGGGCAGGGAGCCGGGAUGCAGCAGGAAGGGGGGCUCAGAGAAGCCCUCUGCCCCAGAGAAGACAUUAGCGCCCCAAAAGAGCCUGGACUCCAAGGAAAUCUCCGCCUCCGAGAAGAACCCCAGCCCUGAGAAAGUGCCUGUGUCCCAGAAGAUCGCAGUGUUGGAGAAAAGAACCAUCUCGGGAAAGAGGUUGGUUCUGGAAAAAACAAGUGUCUUGGAGAAGCUGCCGUCCCCAGGGAAGACGUCGGACUCAGAAAAGAGACUGACGUCUGAGAAAGCAGCAGUCUUUGAGAAGACCCCGGCCCCUGAGACGCAGCUGGCCCCAGUGAGGGCGGCGGCCCCAGGGCAGCCCCAGGCCCAGGAGCGGCCAGCCUCUGCGGAGAGCCCGUCCACCCGCAAGGGGCAGGGGAGGGCCGGCCCCGAGCAGGAGCCCCCGUCCUCGGCGGGGCUGCGGGAGCAGGGGUCAGGGCGUCCGGCUGUGACUUGCCGCCUCCCACCCAUCACUCUCCAGAUGAAAAUCGCCAGCAAGGAGGACGAGGCGGACGCACUCUCGCCCACCCAGGCCACCUACAGCAGCUCGCUGAAGCGCUCCAGCCCCAGGACCAUCUCCUUCCGGAUGAGCCCCGGGAGAGACCACUCAGUGGCAGCCUUAACCCGCAGCACCAGCACAAGGCUCCCGGCCAGCUCGUUCACACUGGGCCAGAAGCUGGAGAGAUACCACACAGCUGUACAGAGAUCAGAGUCAGUCAGGUCUCCGGGCCCCUCCCGCCCUGAGUUCUUGGUGGCUCCCGUGGACGUCGCCAGCAAGCGCCACCUCUUUGAGAAGGAGCUGGUGGGUCAGGGCCGAGAAGGACCAGCCUCCAGCCGGCAGCUCUCUUUUCAGGAGAACUUGCGGCUCUCGGGGGUUGUGACAUCGAGGCUCAACCUGUGGAUCAGCAGGACCCAGGAGUCGGGAGAUCAGGACCCGCAGGAAGUGCAGAAGGAUGCCCGCCACCAGGAGGGGCAGAAGGAGUCAGCGGCCGCCAAGAGGAUCCAGUGGAGGAAGAAAGCAGACCCCUCCCUGGGUGCCGAGGUGUGAGGACCCUUGUCUCGAGGCUCAGCAGGUACACCUCUGUCUCAUCACCCCGCUCCCUUUCUGCCUCGGACCUGGGACCAGGAACGUCGGGGCGACUCAGCCAGCUCCUUCCCUGCCCAGCCUCCGGGGCAGGUGUGCCUGGCCCCUUGUCCUGCUGUGGGCACAGCGGAUCCUGGGCCCCAGCGCCAGCCUGGGCACAGCACGACUCCCGUCCGCACCUCAGGCCUCGGGGUCCUGUCCAGAGACAGCUGCUCCCUUCCAGGGUCAGGGGCGCCGUCCUGCAAGAAGCCUAGGGUCCCUGCCUGGUCUGAGCCAGCAGGUGUCUCCGUGUACCUCUCAGAGGCCGGGCCACCCACUUUGGCCAGGCUGGAAGAGUCGCACUGUCCUCCUUGGCCCCGUCCCCUGCUUUGUUCUCCCUCACGUCCCCACCUGCUGCUCUGGCCAAGCCGUCCUGUCUCCCCUCCCCCUGUUCUCAGGAAAGAGCUGGUAAACUCAUUCACUCUCA